Messenger RNA from Exophiala xenobiotica, 2216 nucleotides. RefSeq lists its product as uncharacterized. Gene Ontology annotation, cellular component: membrane. Gene Ontology annotation, biological process: transmembrane transport. The transcript has 6 exons. The record is from RefSeq and is a predicted model, not a curated record. Bases 467 to 2035 code for a protein of 522 amino acids. Gene Ontology annotation, molecular function: transmembrane transporter activity. NCBI's taxonomy places the organism in Eukaryota, Fungi, Ascomycota, Eurotiomycetes, Chaetothyriales, Herpotrichiellaceae.
AUCGUGGUCUUGCCACAAUUUGCGGCAAGUAUUGCGCUUCUCCGGCUCAGCUGCAGUCCUUUUUCUGUGUUUUCACUUUACUGGACAUCAUGCUGGGGAGAAUUUCGCCGCUCUGUCGGAUCCCUAAUGGUUGACGUUCUAACUCUAGAACCGAGUUCUGCCAAUACAUCACCAGGGUUCGACCUGCCGUGGCCCCAAGAGCCAGCAUAUGCCGGAUUACUAGUAGGAGUAUUCGCUUGGCCUUCAAUCAAUGACGCAUGUGGUUGACAGGGUUCUUCGGAUCCGGUGGCGGGGACCCCACGACGAAGGCUCUCCUGUCCCCCCUCUGAUAACAAUACGAGCAAUACUCCAGUUCCAUCAUAUAAAACGGACCAUCUUCAAGCCUUUCUCAUGAACAUACUCAGCGAUAUCUCCUCAGUCUCAUUCCCCACUGCAGCUCCCACGUCUGAGAAUCUGGUCGUCCAAGAUGAACACGUCCCCUUCGCCUGUUCUUGCAGAAAAGAUGCAGGUACAAGAACAUGACGAGAAGUCGACCCUCAAUAACAACGAGAAGCUGUUCGAGCACGCUGCUUCCACCAAGCACCACGAUCCUAACUGGACCGGCGAUGGCAUCGACACAACAAGCGUUGACCCACAAAAGACACUCCGGAAGAUGGAUUUACGCUUGAUACCUAUGCUAGCUUUACUCUACCUACUCUCCUUCCUUGACCGUGGAAACAUUGGGAACGCGAAAAUCGCAGGAAUGGAAGACGACCUCAACCUAUCUGGCCCUCAGUAUUCGCUCUGCGCCACCGUGUUCUUCUUUACCUACUGCGCCUUCGAAGUCCCAUCUAACUUGCUCCUCAAGCGCUUCCGGCCAAGCGUGUGGCUGCCAGCUAUAAUGGUAGCCUGGGGCACUGUCAUGACGCUCAUGGGCGUCGUCCAGAACUACCACGGCCUCCUGAUUGCUCGCAUAUUCCUUGGAGUCGCAGAAAGCGGAUUAUAUCCGGGGGUGGCAUACUAUCUUACUAUGUGGUAUGUUACCGAAGAGCUCGCAUUCCGACAGGGCCUUUUCUUCAGCGCUGCAAGUAUGGCCGGCGCGUUCUCUGGUCUACUGGCCUAUGCCAUCUCGAAAAUGGACGGUGUUGGUGGCUACGCUGGCUGGAGAUGGAUCUUCAUCCUAGAGGGGCUACUGACUGUCGCUGUGGCGAUUGUCGCCUUUUUCUUGCUCCACGACUUCCCAGAUACCGCGACAUUCUUGACUGUGGAGGAGAGGGCGUGGGUGGUGCACCGCCUGAAGUACCAAGGCAGCAAGAAGAGUGGAAGAGCGAUCGCCGAAAGUGACCAUUUUGAGUGGAAGUAUGUUAUCAGAGCAUUGUCCGACUGGCAAAUUUACGUCAGUCUAUUCAUGUACUGGGGUAUCGUCUGUCCUCUGUACGGCAUAUCCUUCUUCCUGCCCACAAUUAUAGCGGAUCUAGGCUAUACGUCCACAACUGCGCAACUCCUUACGAUCCCGAUCUACGUCUCCGCCGCCAUCUUGGCCAUCCUGCUGUGCUGGAUGUCCGACCGUGCUGUCAAGCGUGGCGCUUCCCGCUGGGUGUACAUUUUCGUCCCCAUGUGUGCUAUCCUGGUCGGCUUCGUCAUGGCAAUCGCGGCCUCCGCGACAGGCGGCGCCCCCGGCGUGGUGUACGCCGGCAUCUUCAUUGCUGUCUGCGGUAUCUACCCUGCUUUCCCGCAGAACGUAACCUGGAUCGCGAAUAACCUGGCUGGAAGUUAUAAGCGCGCCGCUGGCAUGGCUGUUCAGAUUGGCCUCGGCAACCUCGGCGGUGCUUUUGCUAGCAACUUCUACCGCGCCAAGGACAAGCCGAAAUUCUUACUCGGCCAUGGACUCGAACUCGGCUUUGUUGUGCUGGGAAUGUUCGCCGUUCUCGUGUUGAGAUUUGCAUACGGACGCAUCAACGCACAGAGAGAGAAGAGUGGCAAGGCGCAUGGUCUUACGGAUGCCGAGUUGUCUGACCUGGGCGAUAAGAGUCCGUCGUUCAGGUACACGAUCUAGAGGAGUGAUACAUUUCUCGCGCACUAUUGAGGACUAGAAGGACGGAGACAACGAAAGCGAGCAUCGAGCUCCACGUGUUAGAUUGCUGAAGCGAGGCAGGCUUGUACGAAGAACGUCGGAUCGUAAGAGCACCAAGGAGAGCUAUUCUGAGGCGUGGGGAGUUAAUCCUGAUGGAAAUGAA